Molecule: messenger RNA, 3416 nt
Organism: Schistosoma margrebowiei
Lineage: Eukaryota; Metazoa; Platyhelminthes; Trematoda; Strigeidida; Schistosomatidae
Source: the annotation of a GenBank genome assembly
AAGAUAUUAGGAAUUUUAAUUGGCGGAUGUCACGUAAACUUUUUCAUGCUUGAUUAGAUUCAGUUGACUGCUGAAACCUUCGACUUAUCGUUAUCUUUACAAAAAAACAUUCCUUCAACCUGGAUUUAGUCAUGCUUGUAAAUAUGUACUUACACCUUGCCUACUUUUAUGGAUUAAGUUGAUAUUCAUCGCAAAAAUGAAUAUUACAUUGAAAAACCUUAGUAUGUUUAUCAUAGUAGUUAUAUAUGUUGUCCUUAACGACGUUCAUGGCCAAUCGUAUCAGCCGGUGAAUUUUAAACCAUCAUCUACAGGAAGACGUUUGCUUUAUUCAGAUUGGGAAAGCGCGCCGUCAUUUUAUUCACCUGGUGGUAUAACACCAGAUAAUGAACCUCGUGCUCCUAUUUACAUGGAAUUAACAAACAAUCUUACAUCUGUUAACGGAGCUUCAGGUAUAUGUGGUGUUUGUGCACGUAUAUAUCGCGUUUUGCAUAUGACUCAACUGAAUGCUGCUGAAGAAUGCCGACGUCAUCAUAAUUCGAGACAAGCAGCUUUUGGUGAUAUUACGGAAUUUUAUCACACGUUAGUGAAAAGCAGACGGUUAAAUGGAACAAUUGAAUUCCCUUUGGCAGAUAAAUUUUCAAGAUUCACUUUUAGAACUACAAUUUUGUAUUUAGCCUCUAGAGAAAAUGAACCUGGUUUAAUGAUUGAAGCUGGAUCUGAAACAAAAUAUGUACUGUGCGUUCAAUCAAUUAAAUGUCCAACACCAAUCAUGACAACUACCACAGAACCUAUUACAACAACCACACCAUUGACGACAAUAACAACAUUAUCAACAGUUUUAAACAAUUCAGAUAAUCUAUCUAACUUAUCACCAUCUAAUUCACAGAGUCGUGCUGCUAACAAUUUAUUUGGCAAUAGAAAUGAUGAACGUAGUGGUUCUGCAUUUUGGGAUGCACUUUUAUCUGGAACUGAACCGAAAGAUUGGUUUCUUGCGACCGUUUCUUUGGCUUGUCUAUGUCUGGUACUCAUAAUCGUACUUAUUAUAACAUGGUUGUAUAUAUGUCGCAUCCGUAGGCUGUAUAGUCGAAGGCGUUGCCAAGGUACAUGUCGUUUUGGAUGUCGUUGUCCGCCGGAGGUUGUUCGUCAAAUGGCCGCAGAGGCAGCAGUAUGUGGCCCUUUAGGGCUACAAACGCACCAGCCAUUUAUAAAUACAAUGUCACCACAUGGAAAUGGUUCUGUCAAAAGUGGAAGUGGAUAUGGGAAUACAUUAUAUACAGGUGGGACAUUGAAUUCAGGUGGAUGGGGUUCAAAUGGCAACAAAAUUGGUUCUCCACUUUAUGUGGCUUUAAGUUCUGGGGCUGAUAAAGCGACCUUAUUAAGUGCUGGAUGUAAUACACCUAACUGCAUGCUCGAGAUGUCUGGAGGUUUACAACUAACUAACACGGUAGAUGGAAGUAGUGGAACUUGGAAUCAAACAAAUGGAAAAUUUCGAAAUCCUCGUCUUCGUCCAAAACGCUCAACACAGGACGCUUUAAGACGAAGUACAAGUGAAGGUUCUAGUGUUUCAGGUGUUACUGGUACCGUAGGUGCUAAUAAUAAUACUACUACAGGAAUAGAACAAGGUAAUUUUGUUUAUCGUCCUGGACCGGUGGUUAGUUUUUCCGAUGCAACAAUUUCAAAUAUUAUACCUGCCAUGGUUGUAAGUAAUACUAAUGCAGGUCAACAUGGAACUGAAUCAACAACAACUGUCUAUCUUCAAACUUGUCCAAAUGGAUAUAAUUAUUCAGAUAGUGGUAGAGGCAGUGGUAUCAGUCCAGGCUAUUCACAUUCACCGACACAUGUGAAUAAUCGGAAAGUUAACGACGGAACAUAUUUCAAUAAUAGUAACAAUAAUAAUGUUACUAACGCCAAUAAUAAUAAUCAAAGCAAUAUUCAAAAUGGUUUCGUUAAUUCCAAUAGUCCAAUAAAUAUGGAUGAUGUUGAAAGCAGAUGUGAUAUGAAUUAUUUAGGCAAUCAAGCAAAUAAAAUUUUAUCCAGUUUACAAUCGGAUCAUUGUACGAAUUUCAAUGGUUUUAGUUCAGAUUCUCACAACAUAGCAAUACAUCAUUUAAAUCGUGAUUCUGAAGGGGAUUUUGUAAAUAUCACACCACCAUCAGGAUUUUAUGAUUUUAAUAACAAUAACAAUAAUAGUAACGAUGUAAUUGUAAAUUCUGAUUCUGCUUAUUUGGGAAAUUCAUCUCGUCAGCAAUCACAGACUUUUCAUCAAAAUCGUUUGAUAACUAGUCCAAAUAGUUUUGGGCGACAAAUAUUCAAUCAACUAUCUCCAUCAAUUGUAGUACCACCGUCACAGUCAUUUAUUAAUUCUUCUUGUAUCAAUGACAGUAUUACAACUACAUCUUCUUUAUAUCCAUCCAGUCAGGCAGAAUGGCAUAAUACUACUUUAUCACUUAACAAAUUUAAUUUACAAAAUGGUGAAAUGAUUGGUAGUCUGGAUGAUGAAUAUGUCAAUGGUUAUUCAACAGAGGUUGGUAAUACAGGAACUGCAUCUAGAAUGCGCAAAUAUAUUACACCUAAUUACAAUAAUAGCAAUGGUGGCGGUGGAACAAGACCGUUAGUUUCACGUCCCCAUUUCUCAGAUUCUUUACAUUCUGGAGUGAACUAUCAUCAAAAUUCAUAUGCAAAUGAAAGUAAUUCUAUGACAAUCAAUAAUAGAUCUUUGCAUAAUACAAAUGAUACUACAACUCCUAAUGGAAUAUUAUCACCACCAAAAAUUGAUCAUAUAUUUACUACACUUACAUCAGAACGUAUGUUGUAAAUGGAACAAUUUUAGAUGUGUUUUUUUUUGAAAAAACCCAAUUGAUUAUUAGGAUUUCAGUUGUUUUCCAGUGAUAAUCUCUUAUUCAAAAGUGUAUUUUGUUUGUUUUGCAAAAAUGUGUGCUUUUCAUUACAUCCGAAAUAAAAGGCAGUCAUUUUUUUGUACACAAUAUUGGUUAUCAUUUUCAUACUUAAAUAUUGAACACUUUUAGAUUGUUGCAAAAAAUAAACAAACAAACAAAGGAAUCCUAUUCAGUAGUAGGUUUAAACCCUAUAAGAAAAAUUUUUAUUCUUUUGUUCUUCUUCAGCCAAUUGAUAAUGUUUAUCAUGACUCAGUUUCUUUUUUUUAAAACAAUCGUAUUAGCGAUGAUUUUGAUGGAUAAGUAGGAUAUUUGGAUAAAUUUUUGGUUUUUUUUUCGGUUCUUUGGAUCUAUGCGAUAUUCUCUUUCUAUAUGCAUAUAUAAUACUAACGCUAGAUAUUAUUAAUACAAAAUGAACUUUAUACGAUUGUACAGUUCGUGUUUAUAAAAUAUUUAUUGAUUUAAAUGGUGUUCUUACAACUUGUUUCCUCUUUAUAUAUCUCUUUAUAAUUAUGUACAUGA